Molecule: messenger RNA, 1863 nt
Organism: Peronospora farinosa
Lineage: Eukaryota; Oomycota; Peronosporomycetes; Peronosporales; Peronosporaceae
Source: the annotation of a GenBank genome assembly
AUGUUUGUGAUGAUUAAUGCAACGGACAAUCCAUGGAUGGUGGCGCUGCUGCUGUUUGUGCAGGUGGUGAUGCCGUUACUGCAGAGUAAUGCUGCGGAUAAUGAGGGCGCGUCACUUGCACUUAACGUUGCCAUCCUUUUUCUGCUUGGCCUCUCGCUCUUGACCUUUUGGAAGGCCACGCGCUUCUGUCGCGUUCUCUACCAGCUCCGCGGGCAGCACCCUGAAAUGGGCUGGGUGGCCUUCUUCCGAGAGGCAUAUACGCAAGUGGCAGCGGUAGCAGCUCAGCGUGACGCACACAAUCCGAACCGAGGGACACAGGAGAACAUGCGCUCCGAGACGUUUAACCGUACAUUGCGCACUAUUCAGGUAAUGCCCACGGAAGAAUUUAAGACGCCAGAGGAGCUCAAGGAAGCGAGCAUUGCCGAUUUAAAACAACGACUCGAGCGUCGCGACGUAGACUUCACUGGCUGUGUUGAGCGUCAGGAACUGGUAGAACUGCUGGUAAAGUACAGGGGAGGACCGUCUAAUAAUGAUACUUGCUGUAUCUGUUGCGACGAGUACGAGACGGGCGAUGUGCUGCGUCUAUUGCGCAAGUGCAAGCACGAAUUUCAUCUCGAGUGUCUGGACAAGUGGGCGUUCACAUCAGUGAACUUGCAGCGAGUUCCUUCCUGUCCACUUUCCGCUGCCUUCUCGACACAAACUGCUAGCUCCACUCCUGUCCCUAUUUUGCUGUCGUAUGGUGAUGGAUUUCUGGGUGCUCUGGGCACGGGAAACUACGAAAAUGUACUACGUCCUACACCGCUGCCCACGACAACUGGUUUGUCUGUCAAGUCGAUUUCUGUUGGCUGGGCUCACGCUGGUUUUGUAACAAAUGACGGAGACGCCUACAUAUAUGGACGUACGCAUUCGUUCCGUGACGUCAUUCGCACUACUAACAUGCAGCGUAUACUUCCAAAGAUCGUGUGGUGGAUGAACAACUUUACGCGCGCGCGCGGGGUGGAUACACUGGAGCCAGCACUAUUGGAGCUAUCUGAAGGAGAGCGAGUUAAGAAGAUCGUGUGUUCGACGGCAUUGACGUUUCUGCUGACGGAGAGUGGUAAACUGUUUACUCUGGGUGCUAAUGGCUACGGCCAGUGCGGAAUUGGCGAGGAAAGCGUCAGUGUUCAGCUGCCGGUCCACGUGGAUAUUGAUGGUGACGAGAUUGUGGAUAUUGCUGCAGGCUACCAGCAUGGACUUGCGGUGACCAAAGAUGGCACAGUAUUUACGUGGGGCAAGGGCGAGCGUGGCCAACUUGGUUUCGGCACUGGCAAUGUCGAUGCUCCUCAGGAAGUGAUUGCUCUCAAGGGCAAAAAGAUUGCUAUAGUGGGUGCUGGGUUUAACUACUCUUGCGCUGUUUCGGAGGACGGCGAGUUGUACAUGUGGGGUAAACUACUAAACCCGAAGGCAAAAAAAGAUGAGAGCAGCGUUGAUCAGAUUGUCCCGCGACUUGUACGAACAAGUGACGCUGUGAAGCUCUUCAAGUGCAGCCAGUUCCACACGACUUUCAUUACGGCUGACGACAAGAUCUGGCUAGUAGGUCGCACGCCUUCGGGUCGUCAAGAAAGUAACGACUUUUUCCACGUGGCAUCGCAGAUGCACACGACUCCGCUGCAGAUUACCAACGAUCAAGUUGUUCGUGCAAAGGACAUUGUGGAGAUUGGCAAGGGCGUGGAUAAGUCUUCUUUUGUUACUGCUGACGGUCGCGCGUACGAAUGGAAUUUUGAAUCCGGAAUACAUCAAGUGAAAGAGCUCACCGAUUUUAAAGUGGUAUCGUUAGAAAGUGGGUUUCACUAUCGCCUCUUGCUCGCGCAGUCCAAAAAGUAG